Cyphellophora europaea CBS 101466 is the source of this 2091-nucleotide messenger RNA. RefSeq lists its product as uncharacterized. NCBI's taxonomy places the organism in Eukaryota, Fungi, Ascomycota, Eurotiomycetes, Chaetothyriales, Cyphellophoraceae. The transcript has a single exon. The record is from RefSeq and is a predicted model, not a curated record. Gene Ontology annotation, cellular component: cytoplasm. Gene Ontology annotation, biological process: cellular response to oxidative stress. Bases 1 to 2091 code for a protein of 696 amino acids.
AUGUCGUCGAAUGUGCCGGCUCCUAGUGAGGACCCACUAACGGCCGCCCUCCCGCCAGUCACGGAUUACUUAACCUACUUAACCAUCCUUGAAUACCGACUGAAGCCCCACAAUCUCAGUGUUCUGAACGGAAUUCUGAACGGUGACGAUGGUACGCUCGCGAAGGAGAUCGGAUGGGAUCUCCUCAGGCUUGUACUUCCCAUGCUAGCGGACGUGCCGGUCCCUGCUCAAGCAUGUCUCGAAAGCAUUGCCCGUCGGGGCAACCCGCGUGAGGUCGUCGUCAGAGUGGCAGAGGAGCUGGAAAAGCUUGGUCGCUCCGAUGACGCCGACGAUGAUGACAAUCAAGCUGACAGCGAUGCCGACGAGGACGAGCUUCGCACGUUCUCUGGCGAGGCUACUAGGGUACAUUUAGGUGAGAUGAAGUUGGAUGGCAUGCCCGACGUGGAGCAGCCGCACGCGCAGCCUUCGGAGAAAGAGCAAGUGCAGGAUGAGAAGGCCGGCGUUGACACGACUGCUCUUGAAGCUCUCGAAUUCCCUGCCCUCCUGAUGAUGCUAGGAGCAGUUCAUCCUCGUAUCAAGACCCAAUAUCCCAGCCGCUUUCUUGCCACGUCGCUGCCGGCUGCACUUGCAGCAUAUCGCCGCAUGCCAGUCACCUACGAGUCGACGAUAGCCUUCUUGGAGUGUCUGGAGAAGUUGGGUGGUAAACAGCGCCCAGCUCUGCCGCCCCGUGCCUCCACAGCAGAUACUGGCACUCAUCACCCAACAGAUACACCACUGCCUGACCCCGAAGCGCCAGCAGAGGCAAUGGAAGGAACAAACAUCGCUUCCCAGACGGAGAAGGAUAUCAUGGCUCGAUUACUUCAGGCAGUCAUGCUUGAAAUUCUCGACGAGUAUACUUCAUCUCUGGCGGGGCAUGAGAUCUCCUCCAUGCUCUGGACGAAGAGGCUUCGCGAGCAAAUUGGCAAUGAUACGGUACCAAUGAAGGUCACGGCGACGCAGCUCUUCAAAGCAGGACCUUUGAAGGAGCGCGAUGAUAUCAUGACACGCGCUUUGUCGCUGAGCCAAACGCUUGGUCUCGAUGCACGUGCCGAAGUCACCAGAUCUGCGAAACAAGACGAGCAGAGCCCUGCGAACAGAGAAGCAGACGAGGAGGAGCCAUCGGAGUACCCAGCCUCUCCUUCUCAAAUUCCAUUUCCGCCAAACGCAGCUCUGCUUCUCAUCGCCGCACGAAAUCUGUCGGAUGUCAAAAGCCCACCAUUGCUUGACACUGACGAAGUCAUCGGCUUGUUCAAGCAACUCACACCUCUCUCAGAAACACCCAGGCUACCCAAUCCGGUAGUGCAAGACGCCCUCCACUGCAUGUUAUACGCAGCUCAUUGCAGUCAGCCAAAGAUGCUGUCUCUUGAGACUGACUCCUCGAUCUACAAAGAGCUAAUGUCGAUGCUGACUCAAAGUUUCACAAUUACGCCUAACCCCCAGUCUCGGGAUGACGCACAUUUCAUCGCAACACUACUCUUACGGGAGCGUGAGGAUGCUCAAGACCGCACCGAUAUCAUCAAACAGACCCUGCGGUGUGCGGUUCCCACUGAAGCGGCGGUCGAGCCGAUACCGCUGGCGACACCCUUCACUGAAGGGGUACUCAAGGCUGUUGGCGUCAACUGGCUGAAGACCAGUAUUCUCGCCCACAUCACAUCGUCGAAGUCUUCCUCAGAAGACCACAUUGGCAUCUCGCCCUCACAGCUUGCGACAGACCAUGAACUAAGCGAAUUGGUCUGGCACCCCAGUAUUCCUUCCCCGACGCAUACGCAUCUCCUGAGCAAUGUUCUGAUGGCGUUGCCAUACUAUAUAGCUCUGCUGAACUUGAGCCAUGUUUUGCUGGCCCACCUCCCGCAUGAACAUGACAUAGUUGUUAAGAACGCCAAGGGCUUGCUACAGGCGCUCGAGCCAUGGCGCGACGAUCUCGUUGGCCAGCUUUCCACGAGCGAGGCAGCGAAGGCGAGUUCGUCUGAUAUCUACUCCUUUGAGGAUGCCGCGAAACGUGUGGCGAACGCAAUUCCAACGACGGGGGCCGAGCCAGGCACACCCGGAUGA